Messenger RNA from Paramecium primaurelia, 2542 nucleotides. Lineage: Eukaryota; Ciliophora; Oligohymenophorea; Peniculida; Parameciidae. The record is from the annotation of a GenBank genome assembly.
AUGAAAAAAUUUCUGGUAGCAUAAAAAUCUAUUGGAUUUGUUCGGUCAAUUAGAGAAAUCUUUGAUGAAGAGUACAAUGAACAUGCUUAAGAAUAUGAUGAAAUAUUAUAGACAAUAAAAAACAGUUAAUAGUAAUUUACAGAUACUAAUUUUCCUCCUUAAAGUAGUUCCUUAAGUUUAUCAGAAUUACCAAAGAGUAUAGUAAUAAAUGAAAGUAGGUUGGAAAAAAUUAACAUGGAAAAGAGCGAAUGAAAUCUUUGAAGAUUUUGAUAUAUUUAGUGGAUGUAUAGAGCCAUCAGACAUAAAAUAAGGAAUCUUAGGAGAUUGUUAUUUUCUAUGUGCACUUAGUGUAAUUGCAGAGAAAUGUGAAUUAGUAAAGAGACUGUUCCAUAACAGCGAAGUGAGUUAAUAUGGGUUAUAUGCAGUAUGGUUAAAUAUAAAUGGAGAAUGGACAUCAGUAGUAAUUGAUGAUUAUUUUCCAUGUACAGAUAAUUUACCUGCCUUUAGUAGGGCGAAUGGAUUAUGGGUUAUGCUUUUAGAGAAAGCUUAUGCAAAAGUUUAUGGAUCAUAUUUGAAUAUAGAAGGAGGGAAUCCUGCAAUAGCAAUGAGAGAUCUUACAGGAGCCCCAUAUGAGAAUAAAGAGAGUGGUUCAGCUUAAGAAUUUUGGGAGUAUUGUGAAUAAAAUCAUGCUCAAGGAUUUUUAUUAACAGCUUAUACAAAAGAAGCUGAAUUGAUUAAUCAUGAGAACGAAUUGGGAUUAUUGGCUGGACAUGCUUAUGCUAUAUUGAAGUUGGCAAAUGUAUUAGAUUAGAAUAAUAAAUUAUGUCGAAUAAUGCAGAUGAGAAAUGUAAUGAAUUAAAUUUAUUUAAUAGCCUUGGGGAAGAGUAGAAUGGAAAGGAGAUUGGUGUGAUAGUAGUAAUAAAUGGACUGAAUAGACAAAAUAAUAAUAUAGUGUAGAAGAUAAUGAUGAUGGAAUUUUUUGGAUGUCAAUAGAGGAUUUCCGAACAUUUUUUGCAGGAAUAGGAGUUUGCAAGAUUAAGAAUGAUUACAUAUAUAAUAGCAUUCAAUGUUAAUUAAAUGAAUAGAAUAAUUGUAUAAUACAUUUAGAUAUGGUUGAAGACUCUCAUAUUUAUAUUUCAUUUAAUUAGAAUGAUAAUAGAUUUCAUUUGAAUUAGAUUGGUGAUUAUAGGUAUUCAUUUGUUAGAAUAAUUGUAUCUGAAUUGGUGAAUGAUACACUUAAAUAUAUUUCAGGUAUUUAUAGGGCUGAUAGAAAUGUUGUAGUUGAACAGAAUUUAAAGAAGGGUUAAUAUUUAGUAUUUAUUGAAUUAUAAUGGCAAUAUCCAUAAAUAUAAAUUAUUAGUACAUUAAGUACAUAUGCAAGUAAAAAAGCUAAACUUAAACGUAUAAAUGGUUUGGAUUAUUUAAAUUCUAUUAGAAAUAUAAUAAAAGAUUAUUCUGAUAAUAAUGUUAAUAAAUUAAAAGAGAUAAACUAUUUAGAUUAAUAUAAUAAGAAUAUAUUUAAAAGAAUUGGUAUUGUUGAUGGAUAUUUAUUUCUUCAUUAUUAAAAUCAAACAUUUGAUAGUAUUUUAUAAGAAGUCAUUCAUUUCAGUGAUACUAUAGGAUAUGUACCAAUAUCUCCUUUGUAAUCUAAUAGUUUUUAAAAGGAUGGAUCAUUAAAGAUUCAAUUUACAUCACCACCUUAAUCUAUAGUUAUUAUUUUGUUAUCUUAAGUAAAAUACUUUAGUGAAAAUAGGUUAGAAGUUCAAUAGGAAAAUGUUAGUAUACUCAAUAAUCUUAAAGUUAAAUAAUAUGUAUUCCACAAAAACAUGAUUAAUAUGAUAAUAAUCAAUUCAUUUUAAAAUAGUUGAAUCUCUCUUAGAUGUAAUUAGUAGGAAGACAUAAAUUAAAUGUGAAAUAUUAUUAUUAAGCACAUUUAUAAACUAGAUUUAAGAAUUAAAACAUAAUUAAAAUAUUUGAACCUUAACCAGAAAAUAUAGAGUUAACAAGUUUAGAAACAUCAAUAUUUUAUUAUUUCCAUGAUUUCUUAUCAGGUAAUAUAAUUAAUUAAUUAUAGAAAUUUGGGAACCAUUUAUAUUUUAUAUAAUAAUGUUAAAUUUAUUAUUAAUUAUGAUAUUGAAUAAUCAUAGAACACAUUUAGCUUAAGUAUAUAUUUUUUAAUAUUUUAGAUUAGUAAUUUAUUACUUUUCAUAAGUUAAAUAUUGAGUGGUCAAAAAUAAAAAAAAUCUAUCAUUCGUAUAAUGUCUAAAGCAUAAUUUAUUUCAAUAUUUUUAGAGAUCAUAAUUAGAUUAUUGAGUUUUGAAUGUUAAUACUUUACACUACCUCCAAAUCAAAUGACUGUCCUUUAUAAGUUUUUAUUAAUUAUUACUAUUUUCCUUAAUUUCUUACUUUUUGUGUGUAUAUUGAAAUUCCUUAUUCAUUAUGAGACUAUUGAAACUGAAAUCUUUAACCCAAUGCAAAUAAGGUAUAAAUGUCUUUUUAAAUUAGAUUGAAUAAUUAUUUAAAAAAAUUGUCAUCUAUAUGA